GCUAUAAAAUAAGUGAAUUGGAUUAAUCAUUUCUCUCAAAGUCAACAAACAAACCAAAAAGAUUGCAAAAUGGAACAAAAAACAACAAUCUUAAUUCUUUGUUUUGUAAUUUUUCUGUCCGUCUUUUCCAAAUCCAACGCUACCAAUGUUCUUUUUCCCACCCACGACGGCAUGCACAUGGACUCUCCGCCGCCGCCGAUGUCUCCGACGAGCAGAGGCUCCGGCGACGACCUGCACACUCACGACAUGAUGUCACCGGCAAUGCACAUGACUUUCUUCUGGGGAAAAAACACACAAGUUUUGUUUUCCGGCUGGCCCGGGGACCGGUCCGGCAUGUAUGCAGUGGCGCUGAUGUUCGUCUUUUUGCUAGCGGUGGCGGUCGAGUGGCUGUCGUGUUGGCGGGUGAUGACGGAGGCAGGGCCGAGAAAUGUGGCGGCCGGAAUCGUGCAGACGGCGGUGCAUGGGAUAAGAAUGGGGAUUGCGUAUUUGGUGAUGCUUGCUUUGAUGUCGUUCAACGGGGGCGUUUUCAUCGUCGCCGUCGCCGGACAUAUGGUUGGGUUUUUGGUUUUCGGAAGCAGAGUUGUGAAGAAGGAGAAAUCAUCGGCGUACGAUCAGGGAAGUGCCGAUCUUCCAUCUAGGGUUUGCUGACCAAAUUAUAUAUUUGAUCAAAAGUUACAUGUGAAUUUUACUAAUUUUCGUUAUUUUUUAUCUAAUAUUCUCUUCU
Messenger RNA from Cucumis melo (muskmelon), 724 nucleotides. Its product is annotated as copper transporter 2-like. The transcript has a single exon. The record is from RefSeq and is a predicted model, not a curated record. Lineage: Eukaryota; Viridiplantae; Streptophyta; Magnoliopsida; Cucurbitales; Cucurbitaceae. The coding region runs from base 70 to 648 and encodes 192 amino acids. Gene Ontology annotation, biological process: copper ion transmembrane transport; intracellular copper ion homeostasis. Gene Ontology annotation, cellular component: plasma membrane. Gene Ontology annotation, molecular function: copper ion transmembrane transporter activity.